CUGGGGGCGGGUCAGUACGGCACGUCCCCAAUGUCACACUCUGCGCAAGCGCAGUGCAGGGUCCUAAUGGAAGAGGAUGAGAGAGGGGCAGAGCGGGGUGUUGGAGGGCCCCCUAGAGUGGGACGUAACCUGAAGGCCUGGCUGCAAGAUCAGUACUGUGACCAUGAUCUGGAGCAAUGCCAGGACACACUGCUCCAUAACGCAGCUUGUGUGGGGGACAUCGAGACUCUAAGGACCCUGUUACAGGAGGAAAGGUUCCUGAGGCGUAUCAAUGAGAAGUCUGUGUGGUGCAGUGGAUGGCUGCCCUGCUCCCCGCUUCGUAUUGCUGCCACUGCUGGGCAUGCAGAUUGUGUAGCUCUCCUUAUUGAUUUUGGGGCACAGCUGGAACUGGUUGAUGUUAAAGGUCAAACACCCCUGUUUGUAGCCACAGAAAAUGGACACUUGGACUGUGUGCAGGUUCUUCUGAAGGCUGGCGCAGACCCCAACGGGAGUCCACAUAAUAGGAGCUCUCCUGUGUACCAUGCUGCACGUGUGGGCCACACUGAAGUACUACAAGAACUAAUCCGAUAUGGUGCAGAUGUGGAUGUUGAUCGGCAGCUGUCAUGUGGUUCUGGUUCUUCAUCACCGCGAAUUCUGACAUCUUUAACCUGCACCCCACUGUACAUAAGUGCAGCCUAUGACAACCUCCCGUGCUUCCGCCUUUUGCUUCAAGCUGGUGCCAACCCGGACUAUAAUAGCUGGAGCCCAGUGUAUGAAGGAAAUCUUGCACGGUCAUCUCCAUCUUGCUUGCUGGAGGCAGUUCUGAGUCAUGGCUGUGACAAGCAGUAUGUUCAGCUGCUCAUUGACUUUGGGGCAACACUAAGCCUUUUGCACACAGAACCAAGUUGUGACGAGCACUCCAGAAAGAAAGUGAACCCUGAGGCCUUGCAAGUCUUCAGAGAGGCAAAAUGUUUCCCCCGGACUCUGACUAGUCUUUGUCGUAUUGCUGUGAGAAGAGCUAUUGGAAAGCAAAGACUGUAUUCAAUCAGCGUCCUUCCUGUUCCUCAUCGUGUGAUACGUUUCCUUCUCUAUGAGCAGUAACAGGACAGAGAUACCUAAUCUGAAGCAGUGUUCACACAGAUGUCUUCCUGAUAUACUGAAAGAAGUGCAUGAGUGUAAAUUCCUUACUCAAACACCAUAUUGAUGCUUAAAACGUGUAUAGGUAGCUGCAACCUGACAAUAGUAUUACUGCCAGACGAGUACUAACGUGAACAAGGUUGUGUAUCCCAUACAACCUGCGAACAAUGUAUAAAGUGGGGGUACACUUUCCUCAAGUCUGGGCUUGAUUAUCACCAAUAAAUGGGUGGAUAUAAAAUAUAUGUAAAAAAUUAUGUAGAUCCAGUGAAUUAAUUUAAAACAAUUUAUUACAAUGAUAGUGCUUGUGGUGUCCUUUGUAGGGCCCUUACAUGGGACUCACCACAAUAAGCAAGGUAGUGAAUGUAUAAAAUAUUCAUACAAUGAAAUAGACAUAUAAUAUUCAGGGUAAAAAAGUACUGGUAUCCCAGUGUAGCAAAUAGUCUGUAUCGCUUAUAGAUGUAUGCACGGAGAUCCUGCCUUGUAUGGUUGAUAACAAAUAUCUUAUAGUCUAAGUAGCGAUGUCUCUCUAUAGCUCGUAUCUGGUCAGGAUACUGCAUGCAGCAGUGUGUUGGUAAGGGGUUAAAAUCAAUGCGCUCUGUGGCACUGGGGUUUCCUUGUGUGUAUCCCACUCUACCCUGGCGGCACAGUGAUAGAGAUUGGUGAGUGGGAUAUAAAUAGUCGUUUAAUUAUAAUCCUGUAGGUGCAUGAGGCUGCGUUCUGCAGCGCUGGAGGCCCCUCAAAUAUGGACCACUCUACCCCGGCGGCACAGGGAAAGUUUUGAGUGGAUUUGGGGAUUUGGCACACUGUGCCUCUAACCAGCAAUGUCCUGGAGCCUGGUUGCCGGAAAAAGGUUUUCGCCGGGGGUACGUCCGCUGGCAGGCGGGAUGCGUACCACCCCCGGAAGCGUGCUUUGGUGAAUUUCUUGCGAUCCGGUGAAUGAUGGUAAAGAUAGUUGGGUUUGCCAAUACUGGGGUACAGGUGAUAGAGGCUAGACACGUUCCGAGGUACUCAUCUACCUCUUUUUCAAUAGCAAUGGCUGACUGGUUGUGGAGAGUUACUAUUUAUACCUGCAGCAGCCCUCUAAUUGGAUAGUUCUCAUCGUUAUAUACAAAUUGUGUACUGGAUCGUUGUACAGGUGAUACUGAUUGUCUGGUGUUGUGAUGCAAAACCUGGAUGUGGAAAAUUUGUUGUCAACUUCUUAUUGAGUGUAAAGAUUUGAUUGCAAAAAAAAAUAUAUAUAUAAAUAUAUAUAUAUUUAUAAUUUUUUUUUUGUGUAGAGAGAUGGCAUAUCGUGGAUAUGUUCAAGAUAGUAAUAAAUGAUGUAAGGAUGGCAAAAAAAAGAAUAAAUAUAUUCUAAUCAUGCGUAUGUAGAAAUGUUUGUGAUAAUAAAAGAUAAUAGGUUGAUAUCAUAUCUUGAUUCAUAAUCGGAAUGGUGAUUUAUUAUACUGAGUUGGUGUUACGUUGUAUUCAGACUAUAAGCUGCAGACACGUAUUGCAGAAGUGUGGUGUUUGAGCUACGUGUCCUACUGGUAAUGGGAGUAAUUCGGAUCUCACAAUGCAUUUAUGAGUAGAAAAAUCUAUAUAGAAGAAUAUGUAUAAAAAUAUAAAGUAUAUAUAUCCUUCCCUUUUCCCUUUCUCCCCUUUUUUAAAAAAUUCCUUCAAACAAAAUUUUUGUACAAAACUUUUUAAAUUAUAGAAAGAAUGAUCGAAAAUAUUUUUGGGUAAAAAAUUUAAAAUUGUAUACAUAAAUAGACACAGAUAUAAAUAUACAGUCCAGAAAGAAAAUUUAUGGAUCUAAAUUGGGAUACUAUAGCUGUACAGUGGAAAGAUGAUGAUAUAAAGUAAUGAUGUAGAAAGAAGUGAAAGGAUGAUGGGUUGUAGAAUCAGAGAAGUCAGGAAACUAGAUUCCUCAUGUCAUCCUAGCUCUCUAUCUAGGGGAAUCCGAAAAUUUCCAGUUCGGCGUUUAAACCUUUAGGGGCUAAAGUUUCCAUCUCGUAUAUAUAUCUGGACUCUAUCCUUGACAUCUUUGAAAUAAAAUUGCCGCCUCUCCAGGCGGGUUGAACCGAUUGUAGGGCUGCGAACUGCAUGCCUCUAAUGUGACAGUUGUGUUUCCUUGUAGUGGGCAGAGAGUGUGUGUUUCUCGUAUCCGCUUUUUAUAUUAUAAAAAUGUUCAGCUAUCCUCUUUUUUUUUAAGUGUAUGUGAUAUGCGACCUAUAUAUUGUUUAUUGCAGGGGCAUUUUAUAGUAUAAAUUAUGUUUUUAGUGUUGCAAGUUAUUUUAUUGGAUGUGUUUUAUGGUUUGUGGUAGAUGUUAUGUCAGUUUUUUUGGGGGAACUUUGCAAUUGUUCCACCAUCUGUAAAAUCCUGUUAGUACGACCCUUUCUGGACUAACAGGAUUUUACAGAUGCAAUCAGUGCAACAAUUGCAAAGUUACAGAGUUCCCCCCAAAAAACAAACUGACAUAAUAACAUCUACCACGAACCAUAAAACUAUUUUCUUUCCGGACUGUAUAUUUAUAUCUGUGUCUUUAUGUAUACAAUUUUAAAUUUUUUACCCAAAAAUAUUUUCUAUACUGUAUUUUUCGCCCUAUAAGACGCACCCAAUUUAUAGGUGCAAAAUCUAAAAAAAAUAAAGAUUCUGAACCCAACAGUGGUCUUCAACCUGCAGACCUUCAGAUGUUGCAAAACUAGUUUUGCAACAUCUGGAGGUCCGCAGGUUGAAAACCACUGGUAUAGGAGGUAGUACUCAUGUGUCCCUGCUGCUCCGGACGCGUCACCGGUGCCCUGGAUGUCGCCCCAUCGCUGUCGCCGCGUCCCCGACGCUCCGGACUUCUUCCCCCGGAUCCACGCUCUCCGUCGCCGUCAUCACGCCGCUCCUAUUGGAUGACGGCGUGCGUGACGACGUGAUGACGUCAAAGGAGAGGACAAGGGAUCCUGGCACUGAGAAGACACUGAGGAGGCAGGUAAGGUCCCUCCCGGUGUCCUGUAAGCUGUUCGGGACACCGCGAUUUCACUGCAGCGGUCACGAACAGCCCAACUGAGCAGCCGGGUUAGUGUUAUUUUCGCUUCAGACGCGACAUCGGUGAUGUCCUGUAUUAGCGGCGGGUCCCGGCCGUUGAUGGCCGCAGGUAUUCGCCGUAUAAAACGCACCAACUUUUCCCCCCCAGUUUUGGGGAAGAAAAAGUGCAUCUUAUACGGCGGAAAAUACGGUAAUUUUUUCUAUAAUUUAAAAAAGGACACAUAGCUCAAACACCACACUUUUGCAAUACGUGUCUGCAGUUUAUAGUCUCAAUA
Messenger RNA from Hyla sarda, 4407 nucleotides. It is a transcript of the gene ASB1, whose product is annotated as ankyrin repeat and SOCS box containing 1. Bases 31 to 1080 code for a protein of 349 amino acids. The record is from RefSeq and is a predicted model, not a curated record. Gene Ontology annotation, biological process: intracellular signal transduction; protein ubiquitination. NCBI's taxonomy places the organism in Eukaryota, Metazoa, Chordata, Amphibia, Anura, Hylidae. The transcript has 5 exons. Gene Ontology annotation, cellular component: ubiquitin ligase complex. Gene Ontology annotation, molecular function: protein binding.